CGCGUCCAGUGGAAGGGGCGUGUCCCGUGAGUGGGGGUGGCUGUAGUCCGUCAGUCAGUGGCUCCGGGCUGUGUAGCGCCGCUUAGUGUCGCUCAGCCCUACCCCCGGCUUUUGUGUCCCGGGACCGUAGCACUGUCGCUGUGAGCAUCUCCACACGGAGUAUUGGGCAUCGCUCUUCAGAGCGGAAACGUGGGCCCGGGCCCUCGGCUCUCGCCAUCAUGUCUAAGCGGCUGAAGAGCCUGGAGGUCUGUGCAGACUGCAGCGUGCAGGAUCCUCGCUGGGCAUCUAUUAAUAGAGGUGUUCUGAUAUGUGAUGAAUGCUGUAGUGUACACCGGAGCCUGGGGCGUCAUAUCUCACAAGUGAGGCAUCUUAAACACACACCGUGGCCUCCUACCCUGCUACAGAUGGUGCAGACCUUAUAUAGCAACGGGGCAAAUUCAAUAUGGGAACAUUCUUUGCUGGACCCAGCAUCCAUAAUGAGUGGAAAGCGAAAAGCCAAUCCCCAGGAUAAAUUGCACCCAAAUAAAGCUGAGUUUAUAAGAGCGAAAUAUCAAAUGCUGGCAUUUGUUCACCGUUUACCAUGUCGAGAUGAUGAUAGUGUUACAGCCAAAGAUCUUAGUAAGCAACUUCAUUCAAGUGUUAGGACUGGUAAUUUGGAGACUUGUUUGCGGCUGUUAUCCCUAGGGGCACAAGCAAAUUUUUUUAAUCCGGAAAAGGGAAGUACACCUCUACAUGUAGCAGCGAAAGCAGGGCAGAUACUACAGGCUGAGCUGCUUACAGUUUAUGGUGCAGAUCCAGGCACACCUGAUUCUGCCGGGAAAACACCCAUCGACUAUGCAAGGCAAGGUGGCCAUCAUGAAUUAGCAGAUCGUCUAGUGGAAAUUCAGCAUGAAUUGACAGACCGGUUAGCAUUCUAUCUGUGUGGGAGGAAGCCGGACCACAGAAACGGACAGCACUUUAUUAUACCCCACAUGGCAGAUAGCAGUCUAGACCUAUCAGAACUGGCUAAAGCUGCAAAGAAAAAACUUCAGUCUUUAAGCAAUCACUUGUUUGAAGAAUUGGCCAUGGAUGUUUAUGAUGAAGUUGACAGACGAGAAACAGAUGCAGUUUGGCUGGCAACUCAGAACCAUAGCACACUUGUUACAGAGACCACUGUAGUACCUUUCCUUCCUGUGAACCCUGAAUAUUCAUCAACGCGUAACCAGGGAAGGCAGAAGUUGGCCCGUUUCAAUGCCCAUGAAUUUGCCACUUUGGUUAUAGAUAUUUUAAGUGAUGCCAAAAGACGGCAACAGGGAAAUUCAGUAGUUGCACCCAAAGAUAAUGUGGAAUUGGUUUUAAAAAGCAUAAGCAAUCAACAUAGCAAUGAAAGCCAAGACAACGACCAGCCUGACUACGAUAGUGUCGCAUCGGAUGAAGAAACAGAUUUUGAGAAUGUUCCACCCAAUUCAAAUAGGGAAAAGAGUUUGGAGUCUGACUUAUCUGAUGAGACAUUUACUGUACAAGAGUUUCUGGAGGUUAAAAAAUCCCUGACUGCUUCAGAAGCAAAAAUUCAACAGUUAAUGAAAGUUAAUAGCAAUCUCAGUGAUGAGCUUCGCAUAAUGCAAAAAAAGCUCCAAACACUGCAAUGUGAGAACACCAACCUCAGGAGACAGGCCUCAACUAACCUAUAUCAGGUCCCAACUGGGCCAGAAUACACAGACCUCGCCAACCCACCUUCAUUAAAGAGACGGCCUUCAGGAAGAGGUAGCAGGCCCAUGUCUAUGUAUGAGACGGGAUCUGCCCAGAAGCCCUACCUCCCAAUGGGAGAAGUUACUUACCCAGAAGAAAGUAUUAAAAGACUACAGCCUUUCCCACCUCAUAUCGGGAGGAGUGCCUUUGUAACCUCCUCUUCAUCCCUGCCUUCCUUCCCCUCCACGCUUUCCUGGUCAAGAGAUGAAAGUACACGAAGGGGGUCAAAAGUAGAAAAGCCAACCAGCGUACCAGAAAGCGACUAUGAUAAUACUCUUCAUGAUGCCGAGCUGGAAGAUACCAGCUCGGGUAGGAAAGUGAGACAGAGAAGCAUGCCCUGGCAUGGAGAAGGCUCAAUUCCUGAAUUGGAUGACCCUGAUGUAGAUGUUAGCUCCACUCUGCCCAGCACUGAGGAUGUCAUUCGUAAGACUGAACAGAUCACCAAAAACAUCCAAGAGCUGCUUAGGGCAGCACAAGAAAACAAACAUGAUAGCUAUUUACCAUGUUCAGAAAGAAUACACGUUGCAGUGACAGAAAUGGCAGCGCUCUUCCCAAAGAAACCCAAGUCAGACAUGGUGAGAACAGCGCUCCGGCUUCUUACGUGCAGUGCUUAUCGGCUGCAAACAGAGUGCAAAAAGACCCUGCCAAUAGAGCCCAGUCCAAGCACAGACAUUCAACUUGUGACACAGCAAGUCAUUCAGUGCGCCUAUGACAUCGCCAAGGCAGCUAAACAAUUGGUCACCAUUACAACCAAAGAAAACACAAACUAAGACAUGGUGGUCACCUUUUGUUAACUGAAGGAUACAUGGAACAUUUUUUCUUUUAUAAGGUUUUAUUUGAUAAUUAGGCAGGUUCAUCUUAAAAUUAUCAGUAUUACUAUUUGCAUGUUUUACUUCUAAGUGUUUCUCUGGACUAUAUUCAUUUACCCCACUGCCUUAUAGCUAAACUUUUCUGCCAGUUGAAAAAGUAUUGUACUCCAUCCAUGAUUCAGGGGUUUUCCUGGGACUACAAAAUUCUUAGGACAGGCCAUUACAUUUCAGAUUGGUGGAGGUCCAACACCCUGCACCCCGAUGAUUAAACGUUCCCCUCAUUGUUUAUCAGGCACAGCUUUUGUACUUCAGCUCAGUUACAUUUACUGGAGUCAGCUGCAGUACCACGCACAGCCACAUCCUGCAUCUGGAAAACAAGAGUGCUGCGGACCCUCCAGUCAGCUGACCCUGACCAGUCUGAUCCUGUAGGCCUAUUCUAAGGAUAGGUCAGCAAUUCUCGAAGUCUGCAAAACCCUUCUAGUUCAUUAUUAUUAUUAUUUUUUUUAUAUCACUGUGACAAACUUAUGGCUCAGUUUGCACGCCAUACAGAAUAUUGCUGGGACUUUACAAUGUGAUCCUUUUUAUGGUGUGGGCUCUAACUUAUAAAAUAUUUCCACACGUGUAACCUUGAUAAUAUAAUUUUUCUUUUGUCUAAAGGGUCCAGCAUUGCUUGUCUGCACAGUUGCUGGCCCAGCUGUCACAAGUUUUUAUCAGAAUAAUAAUCUUCAUCAAGGAUACAGGAUGUAACUUCCACUUUCACUGACUGGCUUCCACAUAUCUUGGUGUUUUACUAAUACGAUAGAACUCUGUUUUAUGUCCCAAGCCUUCUUAAAGAGUACCUGUCAGCUUUCUUGACAUGUCUUUAACUAAAUAAAAUAAAAAAAACUAUUUUGGAGCAAAUUUGCGCUAUUUCUCCUGGAAAUGUAUGAAUAAACAAAGCUAGGUGUUUCCAUUCCCUCUGUCCUCAGUGUUACACUAUCCAGUCAAUGCUGACAGUAUCAGAAUGAGUAGAGACUUAUUGACGAGGGGAAUGGUAACACCUAGAUGUCGAUUUAUUCAAUUGUGUCCAGGCGAAUAACACAAUGAAGAACUCUAAGGCUAGGUUCACAUUGUUGUUGUGCUCCGACCCGUUCAGCUUCUUUUUUUCUUUGUGCCGGGCGGCCCUAAAAUGGGCCACUGGAUCACCACAGAGUCCCAAUGGCUCCCAUCGACUUGAAUGGGGUCCGUUAGAGAUGGCAGUGCGAAAGUAGUUGCUCCAAUGUUUUUAUGGGGGCAUAUUUACUAUUCGAGACAUCUCAGAAGAGGUAACAGAUUCUCUCUAAAUAUAAGUGCCUGUACAGAUGACAAGUUGUUUCCAUUAUCUACAUGCACAAGUCAUUUCUUUACAUAGGUAAAGCUUACAAUCCAUCUACUACCAUGCUACCCGGAUCCUCCGCCACAUUGUCAAAGUGGUUGAACUGCAGACGGUAAACAAGUCGUUUUUUUUUUUUUUUUUUUUUUUACAGCCAUCUUGUAUGUGGACUUGAGGUUCAGUGUUAUAAGAAUCAACACAGUUAAUGGAGGAGGAAAAUGAAGCUUGUGCUUUGGGCCUUUGAACUAUUUUAGACGGCAUAUCUAGAAAGGCAUUGAUAAUACAUAUAAAUGGUGCUAGAAAAUAAAGGUGAUGUAUGUGAGUAAUUAUAAGUGUUGACUAAAGGUUUUUUUUUUUUUUAAGGACAAUAUUGGGCCUCAUUUACCAAGUGUCGGGUUUUUACUAGUGUGAAAUGUUGUUUCAGACUUGCAGGAUUCCACCACAUUGACUAUGGGGAUUCUCAGAUUUACAAGUCGGGAACAUUUUCUGACCAACUUUUUCUAGGUGGAAAUUUCCAGCCAUUUAUUCACAGGAUUUUCUGUGAAUUCAAUAGAAAAUAGGUCGGGUUGUGAAACCAUGCCCCUUUUUGGUCCGGCCAUGCCCCCUUGCAACAGACCACGCCCCUUUUAGGCUUUUCACAAUGCAAUGUCGGGGUUGGUUGGAUUUUCCUGUUGGACACCGUCUGAGACAUGUCUCAGACACUGUGCACCAAAAUAACUGGGAAAAACCCAACACAAACUAGUGGGUUUUAUCUUAGUAAAUGAGGGCCAUUAUCUUUGUGGACAUUCAAAAUAAUAGGACUGCCAGAGACCGUCAUUGUACCACUAAUAUUUGCAAGAAUGCCAAAGUGACUAAGGGUACGUUCUAGGGAUUGACAGAUUAUCGGUUUGGCCGAUAUUCACAAUUUUCUAAGUUAUCGGUAUCAGAAAUUACCAUGAUAAUGCUGGUGCUUUAAAUCAAUGAACUGCAGCGGCUUUUGUGGGGCCAGAGACCACCGCCUGCUUCUCUCCCCCUGCCUGUCCUGAGUCCAACCACCGCCGCUGCCCGAUUGCCUCCCCCUGCCUAUCCUCUGGCCAGAGACCGCUGCUGCCCCAUCCCUGGUUUUAUAAUCACCUGUUCCCUGGGUCCGUGCUACUUCUGGCUCUGGCGGCGUCCUGAGCCGUCACUGUGCGUCGGGCCACUGACUGUGACAUAGCGUUGAGGACGUCACUCGUUAUUGCGCAGCGCACAGCAACAGUGCAGGACGCCGCAGGAGCCAGAAGUAGCACCGCCCCCGGACACAGGUGAUUAUAAAAC
This is a messenger RNA of Hyla sarda, 5184 nucleotides long. It is a transcript of the gene GIT2, whose product is annotated as GIT ArfGAP 2. Gene Ontology annotation, molecular function: protein binding; GTPase activator activity. The record is from RefSeq and is a predicted model, not a curated record. Bases 219 to 2498 code for a protein of 759 amino acids. NCBI's taxonomy places the organism in Eukaryota, Metazoa, Chordata, Amphibia, Anura, Hylidae. The transcript has 20 exons. Gene Ontology annotation, biological process: brain development; regulation of ARF protein signal transduction.